Molecule: messenger RNA, 700 nt
Organism: Stereum hirsutum FP-91666 SS1
Lineage: Eukaryota; Fungi; Basidiomycota; Agaricomycetes; Russulales; Stereaceae
Product: eukaryotic translation initiation factor 1
Exons: 4
Coding region: 84-425 (113 amino acids)
Biological process (GO): translational initiation
Cellular component (GO): eukaryotic 43S preinitiation complex
Molecular function (GO): RNA binding; ribosomal small subunit binding; translation initiation factor activity
Source: RefSeq, a predicted model, not a curated record
ACAGUCUUCCAUCAUCGUGUCGCGCAACACAACCACCACUCAGUCUCACUCCCAAACACUCGUAUUCUUCUUCCUUUCGUUGCAUGAGCGUGCAGAACCUCAACACCUUCGACCCGUUCGCCGACGAGGCCGACCCCUUGAGUAACAACAAGGACGUCGGCUCUCAGCAGAAUUACAUCCAUAUCCGUAUUCAACAGAGGAAUGGGCGCAAGACGCUGACGACCCUACAAGGUUUGCCCAAGGAAUAUGAUGCCAAGAAGGUGUUAAAGGCCUUACGCAAGGAAUUUGCCUGUAACGGGACGCUCGUCGAGGACGAAGAGAUGGGACAGGUCAUCCAGCUGCAGGGUGACCAUCGGCUCAAGAUCUCCACCUUCCUCACCGAAGAGGGAAUUCCGAAGAACACCAUCAAGCUGCACGGGUUCUAGUUCGGCGUCUUUCACCUUUCCUUCAUGAGUUUGCGCUGAGAAGUGGAUGGAGAUGCCUGCCUGUUUGUUCGUCUACUACAUACAUGCGCCCCCACACUUCGACGUGCUUACUCUGAUGACGUUGACAAUCAACAUGCACGACUCUCAGUCUCCGAUAUUUCUCCUUCUCUCUUCUACUUCAUGAUCUUUGUGAUGAUGUCUUUUGUUGUUGUUGUAUGUGACGAUCUUUCACUUUCUCCCAAUGAUGAAGUAUAUUGCUGCUCGUUGUACCCAUU